CAUACUAGCGAUGCACUGUGCACAUGUGCUACAAACAGGAGCCACAUGCGGCAUCAGAAUACUUCUGAAGGGAGGGAAAAAAGAGGGAAUCCGUGACACAGCGGUGUAUUAUUUUCUUGUGGACACCGCUUUCUUGGCGUGAAUUGUAUAGCUCACUACAAAACACCUCUCAUUCUCGUGUUCAAUUACGUUGCUGAUGAGCGAGCAGGAGUGCCAAAUCAAUCGAACUUUAUUCCGUGAACCAUAUCGUGCAGUUCGCCCUCAGAAUGCCGCGACUUCGUCUUCAUCGCGCUGGAUCGUCCAGCUUCGUCGUUGGCCCAAGACAGAAGAAUACUGCUCAGCCACAGUUCCUCCCAGAUGAGCUGGGCUGGGCUCAGAACAUGGUGUUGGAAGCCAAUGCAGAAGACGACCAAGAUGAAGUGGCUGGAGAUCAGCCAGAUCUGCUCGACGCUUGCUCUGUGUUUGACUUCCCGCAGUCGCAAUCUCAGCAUCGCCGCCGAGACAACCGUACUGACGGAGAUGCAGGCACACUCACGAAUCUGAGUAGUGGUGAAGAGGAAGCUGAGGACGACGGUUUUGAAGAAGUUUGGUGGCGUAGGCACCGACUGUCACAGAUGCGAAGUAAAUCCGAGCAGGAUGCUAUCAACCAGGAGGUGCAGCAGAACAUCACACGGAUGUUGAAAGAGCUGGGGAAGAUACGACUGGCACAUCGUCGACGGCAAACCGAGCGAGCGCAAAUGCCGCCGCCAAGUCUGGCUCAACCUGUAGUUACAAGGCCCUGCAAGGAGAGCAGACACCAGACAUCUUAUCAGCCUUCUAGCAGUACGACACGAGGCAAUGAUCUAGCAGCAGCAGCAGCGCGUAGCACCAACAACAAUACUAAUGAUGUCACCGAUAGCCCACUACCAUUUUCGCUGAGUCAGUAUCGUCAUCACGUGGAGCAGUACUCCCGUCGGCUUCCCAAGCCAGUAGCACAUCGACGUCGGAACCCAUUAAACACCAACAAUACCGAUUCUUCUGAACCGAAUUCUGCUGUUGGGAGCUCGCGAAAGGAUGCCGUACCCAGGAAGGCAAAGGCUCUCCGACAAAAACAAAAGCCUGUGUUGGAGGGUCUACCACAGGGAAUGGCACCGCCUGAGAUCAGUCAAAUCACCAGCAAACGACGCCGGCGGGCUUCGAAGAAAAACACAGUCACCUCCACAGCAGCAGAACGUCCAGCAGCCGAUCUGAACAAGGAGCUGCAGUUCUCCGAGGAAUCACUGAAUGCCUACGCCGACUCGUGCCCAGCAUCACGGCAUUCUAGCCGCGGCAAAAGCCAGCCAUCAACGCCCAGUGCACGGAUUGUGCCAUCUUUCGGAAAGCCCCAACACACCCCAGGCGGCGCACGCUUUUCAGGAGGUAACACCCCCAGAACACUUGGCAUGGUUCGGCAGAAGACUACACCAGCAGCCAGCAAAGAUCCAAGGACUUGCCGCACUGCAAACCACCCCACUAAGCAACCUACGGAGUUAGCCCCCGCUACAAAUAUGGUAACACCAGUCCUGGGUACGGCAGCAACACCAACAGCGGUGCCCCUAUUGGCCAUUGUGGAGUCGGUCGGCAUGACGACACAGGUUACAGCAGUGCCAGCGACCGUGCCUCGCGUCAUUCCCAAUCUGUUCAGCCCGAGUCCGCGCCUGACGGUGGGAAACGAGUGCGAGCUACCGUAUACGCAGACUGACGCUAGCCAAGUGUCUGACAUAUCCAACACUAACAUCUUCUGUCAAGCAGUGAUGGAUGACACGGAGGACGAAGAGUCAACGGGUGCCUCACAAGAGCCAGGUGCCAUGCAAAAACCCGCCCAUCCCAAUGGUAGUAGCAGCCCAAAUGUGGAGAACGCUGCGGCGGAUCACAGAGCUUUUCACUCGUCGAGCCAGGCGUGGAUCUCGGGCGAAGAAUCAGCGAUACUGUCACAAUCGAGCCAAUCACAAUCCUCACAGUCAUCAAAGUUCAAGAUACCCUAUCGGAGAGAAUCACUGCAGGCGGAAGAAUAAAAAAUAUUUGCAUACACCCCAUGACUGGACCCACGUCCACGUUUUAAUGGAAUCCACAAAUUCAAACUGAAGGAAUAUCUGCAGACAAUGCAGGCAGGUUAGGAGAGGUUUACUGCUCUAUUUGAGCCGUCCACCUCUCCACAGAUUAUUCUCAAAUGGCCGAGUUUGUUGCUGCUUCUGAGUUUGUGCUCCGUUGUCUGAAUAUUCAUUAAAUGCCAUUGCCAAAUCAGGUAGGGGUAUAUUGUGUCUAAUGAGCACCGUAUUAAAACUCUGAAUUCGAGGGGAUUCAGUACACAUGUUUCCAUUCAUUAGAGCAUCAUUCCACUUUAAAAGUUAGUUUCGUUAGAGCAACCAGGAUCAUAAUAGUUUUGUCGCCCAUUUUAUUAACAGCUAGAGAGUAAAGAUUCGUGUUCAAGUUUGCUCUGUGAUUUAUGCUUAACGGUAUCCUGAAUGGAUAUUGCAAGUUUUCCUGGGAGAGAAGGAUUAGCACAUGGCUAACAUUUCUCGACUUAAUGUUAGACUUUUCGUGUUAAAACUUUAAAAAGUUGUACUCCGUUUGAGAUUCAAGCCUUACAGUAUUCAUUGUAACCAUGGGGAUAUGAACUGCUUCAGGCAUAGUGGUUGUGAACGAUUGUUGUUACUUGUGUACAAAAUGGACAGUACCUAUAAACAAGGCUGUGAGACAAUGAUAUCAAACCCCAAAUUUCAGAAAUGGAAAUUCAACCAUCAUAUUUUGAGAGGCCAAGCCAGGGCAUAUAGAAGUGGAAAGGCAAAAUCUUGUUCUGAGUAAGCGGGUCCUGCAGAAAAGUGUCGAGCAAGGGAAGAAAUGAGUGAGAACUUAAUAAAAGUGCCCGUCUAGUUAAACACAGCACCACGGCAAUGACACAGGACACGUCAUUCGUUGAUCAUAAACUUUGUAUUUUGUGAAUUUUUGAAAUUCAAUUGUCAUAUUUUGUGAAGCCAAGCAACGGCCUAAUGGUGUUGUCACAAUGCGAGUGGCCGGAUCCUGCAGAAAACUAUUGAGUGAGGGAAAGAAUGAAUGAGACCUUUAAAGAAGGAUCCGAUCGGUUAAAAACAGCUCAGUUGCAAAGUUACGGGAUGCGUCAUGCGUUGGUCAUCAGCUUUGUGUUCUGUGACAUUUUGUGAAUUUCAAUUGUCAUAGUUUGUGAAUUUAAAAGAAAGUUGUGAAGCCAAGAAAAGGCACACCGGUGUUGUGAGCAACCGGAUCCGGCAGGAAACUAUUGAACAAGGGAAACAUGAGUGAAAAGUUCAUAAAAAAUGUCCGUCUUGGUUAAACGCUGCACAAUGGCAGCGUUACAGGGUGCGGCAUUCGUUGGUCAUGAGCCUCAUCUUGCCGCAGCGCCUGGCAUGG
Messenger RNA from Sycon ciliatum, 3405 nucleotides. RefSeq lists its product as uncharacterized. The transcript has 7 exons. Bases 267 to 2033 code for a protein of 588 amino acids. The record is from RefSeq and is a predicted model, not a curated record. Lineage: Eukaryota; Metazoa; Porifera; Calcarea; Leucosolenida; Sycettidae.